AUGCUUAUCGUACACCACAUGCGCGUCUCUCAAUCAGAGCGCAUCGUCUGGCUCUGCGAAGAGCUGGGCAUUGACUACGACCUCAAGCUAUACCGUCGAGACCCAUUCUUCUCGCCUCAAGCACUCAAGGACCUCACCGAGAUCGGCACUGCUCCUGUCAUCCAGGAUGGUGACUUGACCAUGUCAGAGUCAGCUGCUUGCGUCGAGUAUAUCAUCCACAAGCACGGAAAUGGUCGUCUUGCUUUACCACCAUCACAUCCAGACUAUGCCAACUAUCUGUACUGGUUCCACUAUGCCAACGGCUCUCUACAGCCAGGCGUGAGCCGCAACAUGUCGCUCAAAUCUGCCGGAAUCGAUCCCAGCAACGAUACUUUCAAACGCUACAUAGCAAGACUGGACCAAUACUUGCGACACAUCGAUGGCCAUCUAGGACGUGGCAACGACUGGUUGGCAGGCAAAGAGUUUACCGCCGCCGAUAUCAUGACUGUCUUUACCCUCACCACGAUGCGUACAUUCUACAGUCUUGAUCUGAGCCCAUACAAGAACAUUUUGCCGUACCUCAAACGAGCUGUCGAGAGACCUGGAUACAAGAGUUAUCGCGAGAAGGGAGAGGAUUCCGACUUUCCUCUUAUGAUUGAUGGACCUGCUCCGGAGAACUUCAUAGAGAAGUUUAGGUCCAAGGCUUGA
Molecule: messenger RNA, 687 nt
Organism: Aureobasidium uvarum
Lineage: Eukaryota; Fungi; Ascomycota; Dothideomycetes; Dothideales; Saccotheciaceae
Source: the annotation of a GenBank genome assembly